Molecule: messenger RNA, 1055 nt
Organism: Mobula hypostoma (lesser devil ray)
Lineage: Eukaryota; Metazoa; Chordata; Chondrichthyes; Myliobatiformes; Myliobatidae
Gene: lypd6
Product: LY6/PLAUR domain containing 6
Exons: 5
Coding region: 191-706 (171 amino acids)
Biological process (GO): positive regulation of canonical Wnt signaling pathway
Molecular function (GO): acetylcholine receptor inhibitor activity
Source: RefSeq, a predicted model, not a curated record
GGAGCAAAUCACGGACAACCCACUGACGCUAAGCGAUACUGUCUUUAUGUGAGGACAAUCAAGAACUGUGAUCAUUGGAUCUGUGAAAUAAAAGAAAGCUCGCCAGUUGUAAGUUUUUUUGACAGGUAUUUUUUUACUAAAGAAGGCGGCAACUCAUUGGAUAUCUGUAUGUGCAAGCCCAAGGCAAGCAAUGGAAGCCCAGCCUGGAUUGGCCUGGGUCUUGCUUCUGAGCCUCAUUGCUGAGUGUUUGAAGUUGGUCCACUCUCGGGAAUUCACAGUGAAAGAUAUUAUCUACCUCCAUCCAUCAACGACACCCUAUCCUGGUGGGUUCAAAUGUUUUACAUGCGAAAAUGCAGCAGAUAAUUAUGAGUGCAACCGCUGGGCACCAGACGUCUAUUGUCCAAGAGAAACACAGUACUGUUACACAAGGCACAAAAUGAAUGCAAAUGGUGGCAGUGAAUUGGUUACAAAGCGGUGUGCAUCACUGAAGGAUUGUUUAUCUGUGGGAUGUACACAACCUGAUACUGAAGGAUACAAGAUCUGCACCUCCUGUUGUGAAGGGACAAUCUGUAACUUGCCAUUGCCCAGAAACACCUCCCAAGCAGUAUUUGCAACAUUAUCUCCCAUAAAUCAAACGAGUCGGCAGUCACUUCGCUCUGCAGUGACGCUAAUGUGCAUAAGUGUGCUCUUGUUGCUUUUUGAGUAGCUGGUGCUAUUCGAUGCUUCCCUGUACAGCGUUAUCUAACAUAGUAUUUAUUUUUGUACGAUACAUUUAUACAGUAAAAUGUCUUAUAUGCUGUAAAAAUGGUUAAGAAAUGCUAAACUGUGGAAAAAGUGCAUGCAGUUUAAGAAAUGUAUCUUGGAGUGUAUGAUGACAAAUUUAAAGUCAAUACCCGAUAUUUAUAAGCUGUUUAUCUAUUACUGUGUGUUAUGCAAGCAUGAACAUGGCAAAGCGGAUAGCAGCACGAGCAAAGACCUGGUGUACUCACCCAAGGUGAUUAACUCCAAUGAGAUUUAAAUUCAUCUUAUUAAAAUAAAACUGCCCUGAAGAAAGG